This is a messenger RNA of Cryptomeria japonica (Japanese cedar), 935 nucleotides long. Its product is annotated as protein transport protein Sec61 subunit beta. Gene Ontology annotation, cellular component: Sec61 translocon complex. The record is from RefSeq and is a predicted model, not a curated record. Lineage: Eukaryota; Viridiplantae; Streptophyta; Pinopsida; Cupressales; Cupressaceae. Gene Ontology annotation, biological process: intracellular protein transport. The transcript has a single exon. The coding region runs from base 316 to 639 and encodes 107 amino acids.
AUAUCAAUAGUUAUCCAGUAAGCCUACAUUGAAGACUGGGCCCUGUCUCCAUCUACGGAAAUUACGACAGUGCACGUCUGUUUUCAAAAAAUAACCAUUGACAUGGGAGUCGCCGACGCUUCGAUCAAAAAUUUAUCUUGUACCCUGUUCAUGUCAAAUAGCAUAAAACAAAUAGACAACAAAAAUAUCACAAAACCAAACCCCACGAUACAUUUUUCAGAUCUGGCAGAAACCAUCGAAGAAAUUUGUUUGAAAAGGCUUAGACUGCAAACAAAAUAGAAAACCUUGUCGAUUCAAAAACCUGAAAAAGCUCGAAUGGCGAGGGGAUCCUCACAGUCGCAGACGGCUUCAGCAGUGACGAGGGGCGGCCCUACGGGUGCGGCGCCGCGCGGUACCGCAGCCGCAACGGCCGGACUCCGGCGCAGAAGGACCACGGGGGCCGGUGGAAGUGGAGGCGGCGGAGCUUUUGGUGGCGGCGGCGGUGGACCGAGCAAUAUGCUGAGGUUUUACACAGAUGAUGCCCCAGGACUAAAAAUUACGCCCACGGUUGUAUUGGUGAUGAGCCUCUGUUUCAUUGGCUUCGUUACCGCCCUCCACGUCAUCGGCAAGCUCUAUCGCUACAGGUCUGGGGGAGCUUGAUUUUUAAAUUUUCGUUAUUGAGGUUUGCAAGUUUUAAAUCUACGUUGUUGCCCUUGUUCUUGUUUUAAAGUAAAAGCUUGUUUGAUUUGUUUCUCAUUUGCCCCCAAUCUUCUCUUGUUUGCUUGGGGUUUUUAAGGGUUUGUAAGUUUUGUCAAGGGCAACAGGCCGUGCAAUAUUUUGUCUGCUUUUGAAAUUAGGGGAAUUUGGCCUGUUUUUAAUGUAUUUGGCCUCUAGAUCUUGUAAAUCGAAACUUUGUUCAUCAGAUGAAUGACAAUGAGGCUGGUUCACUUGGGGCA